This is a messenger RNA of Teleopsis dalmanni, 217 nucleotides long. RefSeq lists its product as uncharacterized. The transcript has a single exon. NCBI's taxonomy places the organism in Eukaryota, Metazoa, Arthropoda, Insecta, Diptera, Diopsidae. Bases 24 to 197 code for a protein of 57 amino acids. The record is from RefSeq and is a predicted model, not a curated record.
AGCGAUAUUUAAACUAAAUUAAUAUGGCGUUCAUAUUAUUGUAUCCAGCUGUCGCUGUACUUGCCUUGUUCAUUGUUGGUGUCAUCAUAAUUAUAUUACGUUUUGGACCAAGGCUUUGUGGUCUACGGCAUCAUGCGUUGCCAGAUAAUAAUGAAUGGCGCCAGCGAGGAUAUGCACAAGAGAUCAGCUAUGCAUAAAUGCAAGGGACCACGUUUAU